GGAAAAGUGACCGAAGUAUAAAUAGCCAUUUAAUUUUACCCCAACUCGCCAUUUGGUAAUUGUCUUUGAAUACAUACAAUUACAUGGACGGUGGCCUCGCACCCUCGCCGAGCAAUGCUCCGGCUGGCUCAGACGGCGGCGCUUCCCCAUUCCUUGCUAACCUUCCCUCUCGUGGUAACUUCUCCUCCACCGUCAUUUCCUCUAAUCCGGGAAGCAUGCGGGUUUACAUUUCCAAUCGUGAUACAUCAGCUCCAGAUGAGCAGAUUAUAAAGACAGACCAAAAAAAUAUAUUGAUUAGAUCUCUUCUGAUUGAGAAACAAAAAUCGGAUUCUGCUUCAAAAGCUGGGAAAGCUGUUGCUGCAAAUCAAGGUUCAAGGAAAAGGGCUGCUGAGAAACCUUUGGAUGGUAAAGCUGCUGGAAAGAAGGCAAUGUCCGGCACGCAGCUUGGUUCUUCUGAAGAACUCAAAGAUCUGCGACGCUUGACUGUAGAGAGAUUACGUGCUCUUCUUAGGGAGAAAGGGCUUUCGGUAACUGGGCGAAAGGAUGAUCUGAUUGCUCGCUUGAAAGGCUAGAUUAAGAGAUGUGAAGUUUUUUAAACAAUGGUGGAAUCAGCAUAGAGCUAUGGGGGGCCGUGGCCCCCCACCAUUGCUUAAAAAGUCAGUAGUUUUAUAUAGACUUGUUAUUUUGUGAGUAGUGUAAUAUCGUCGGUCAAAAUCCAGGUUCCGCCGCUGACUUCAGAAAUGUGGUUGUAAUGUAGUGAUGGAAUUGCCUUUUUAAGUAAUGCAAAACUGUUUUAAUGCUAUUCUGCAAUUACAAUUUCUGCAAAUUCAUGUUCAUGUAUUUAAUAUUUUUACUAGGUUUGUAUAAAAUUUUAAAGGCCAAAUCUCAUUAAUGGUCCAUCAUCUUUAUAUUUAGUUUCACUUUAGUCCUU
Messenger RNA from Erythranthe guttata (spotted monkey flower), 931 nucleotides. Its product is annotated as protein LOWER TEMPERATURE 1. Lineage: Eukaryota; Viridiplantae; Streptophyta; Magnoliopsida; Lamiales; Phrymaceae. The record is from RefSeq and is a predicted model, not a curated record. Gene Ontology annotation, cellular component: Cul4-RING E3 ubiquitin ligase complex. Gene Ontology annotation, biological process: positive regulation of proteasomal ubiquitin-dependent protein catabolic process.